UACUCUAUAUUUCUUCUCUUAAUUUCUCAAGUACUCACAAAUUUCACUUUCAUUUUCCACCUUAUUUUUUCCAAUUUACGUUAUUGUUCUCUAAACGUCUCUCUUGUUCUUCUAUUAAACAUUUUUUUUCUUGAUAAUUUGUUCUGCCACAACUAGUUCUUGUUUUGUGAUCAACUAAAAAAAAUGGCUGGUGGUGGUGGUAUUGGUCCCGCCAACGGGAAAGAAUAUCCCGGCGAAUUAACUCUUUAUGUUACUAUUACUUGCAUUGUCGCUGCCAUGGGUGGCCUCAUUUUCGGUUACGAUAUUGGAAUUUCUGGGGGUGUGACAUCAAUGGACUCAUUCUUGAGUAGAUUUUUCCCAUCUGUUUUCAAGAAGCAAAAGGCAGACGAUUCAACGAAUCAGUACUGCAAAUUUGACAGCCAGACAUUGACGAUGUUUACGUCGUCACUGUACUUGGCUGCCCUUUUGUCUUCUCUGGUGGCAUCUACUGUCACCAGAAAAUUGGGAAGGAGACUCUCCAUGCUCUCUGGAGGUGUCCUUUUCUGUGCUGGAGCUUUGAUCAAUGGCUUUGCUCAGAAUGUUGCUAUGCUCAUUGUUGGUCGUAUUUUCCUAGGUUUUGGUAUUGGAUUUGCCAAUCAGUCUGUUCCACUAUACUUAUCUGAAAUGGCUCCAUACAAGUACAGAGGAGCACUUAACAUAGGUUUUCAAUUGUCCAUCACAAUUGGUAUACUUGUAGCCAACGUCUUGAACUAUUUCUUUGCCAAGAUUCAUUGGGGAUGGAGAUUGAGUUUAGGAGGUGCCAUGGUACCUGCAUUGAUCAUCACAAUAGGCUCAUUGUUCCUCCCGGAAACACCAAACUCCAUUAUCGAACGUGGCAACCACGACGAAGCCAAAGCUAAGCUCAAGAGGAUCAGGGGAAUUGAAGAUGUAGAUGAAGAGUUCAAUGAUUUAGUUGUGGCCAGUGAGGCCUCUAGGAAAAUUGAGCACCCUUGGAGGAAUUUGUUGCAAAAGAAAUAUAGGCCACAUCUCACAAUGGCAAUUAUGAUCCCAUUUUUCCAGCAACUUACUGGAAUCAAUGUGAUUAUGUUCUAUGCACCAGUGUUGUUCAAGACUAUUGGUUUUGGUGCUGAUGCUUCCCUUAUGUCUGCUGUGAUCACUGGUGGAGUCAAUGUCGUUGCAACUAUGGUUUCUAUUUACUAUGUUGAUAAAUUGGGAAGGAGAUUCUUGUUCCUUGAAGGUGGCAUUCAAAUGCUCUUUUGCCAAAUAGCAGUUGCAAUUCUGAUAGCUAUAAAGUUUGGAGUUAAUGGAAGUCCAGGGGAAUUGCCAAAGUGGUAUGCCAUACUGGUGGUGAUAUUCAUCUGUGUUUAUGUAGCCGGAUUUGCUUGGUCAUGGGGGCCUCUUGGAUGGCUAGUGCCUAGUGAAAUUUUCCCACUCGAAAUUCGAUCAGCUGCACAGAGUAUCAAUGUCUCAGUAAACAUGGUCUUCACAUUUGCAGUGGCACAAAUAUUCUUGACAAUGUUGUGUCACUUGAAAUUUGGAUUGUUCCUCUUCUUUGCAUUCUUUGUGGUGAUUAUGACUGUGUUCAUUUACUUCUUCUUGCCUGAGACCAAGAAUAUCCCAAUUGAAGAGAUGGUGAUUGUUUGGAAAGAGCAUUGGUUCUGGUCAAAGUUCAUGGGUGAAGUGGACUAUCCUGGAACUAGGAAUGGAACUGGUGUUGAAAUGGCUAAAGGGGCUGAUGGCUACAAAAUUGUAUGACUUUAAGAAUAGUUUGGUUUUUAAUUUUAUUUAUUAUUAUAUAAUGUUUCAAUGGGAUGAUAAUUGUUAAUUAGAUUUGAUUGAACUGUUUCUCUUGUACCUCUUUUGCAUAGAAAAAUACAUACUUAGUCCAAUUUCUACCGCAACAAAUUAAUAGAGAAUUUGUUAGAGCAA
This is a messenger RNA of Lycium barbarum (goji berry), 1929 nucleotides long. RefSeq names its product sugar carrier protein C-like. Gene Ontology annotation, molecular function: monosaccharide transmembrane transporter activity. The transcript has 4 exons. Gene Ontology annotation, biological process: monosaccharide transmembrane transport. Gene Ontology annotation, cellular component: membrane. NCBI's taxonomy places the organism in Eukaryota, Viridiplantae, Streptophyta, Magnoliopsida, Solanales, Solanaceae. Bases 184 to 1755 code for a protein of 523 amino acids. The record is from RefSeq and is a predicted model, not a curated record.